AAGAAAAGGUAAAUAUUCUUAAGUAAAGAAUCUUACAGUUGAUUGUGAGGCGCAUCUGCAGCCGCUUUGAGCCGGUUCUAAAUUUAGGGGGCGCAACCGCCUGAAGUCUUGAGUAUGUUAUAAAAUCUGGAACUUCAACGUCUUCCGUUUCAGUUUAAUUUAGUCCGAGUUAAAACGUUCAACAAAAAAGAAUCAAAAUGCCUGAAAUAGUCUUAGAUAAAGAACAAAUAAUAAUGCUGCAAAAAGCCUUCAAUAUGUUCGAUACCAGCAAAAAGGGGAGCAUUGAAAAGGAGAAAGUUAGGAUGAUUUUGAACACUUUGGGGCACUCCUUUAACGAUCAGGAAUUGGAGGCGUUGUUGGAGAACGAAGAUCGCCAAGGUUCUGGUGUUUUAAAUUUCGACUCUUUCUGCCGCGUUGCGAGCCAUUUUCUGGAAAGCGAAGACGACGAGGCUCUCCAAAAAGAACUAAAAGAAGCCUUUAGGCUUUACGACAAAGAAGGAAACGGUUAUAUCCCCACAUCUAGCUUAAGAGAAAUUUUAGCCGCAUUAGACGACCAGUUAACCGGCGAUCAAUUGAACGAAAUGAUUGCGGAAAUCGAUGCGGAUUCCUCAGGAACCGUCGAUUUUGAUGAAUUCAUGGCGAUGAUGACAGGUGAUUAAUAAUAAGUAUUUAAGAACAUGCAUAAAAUAUAAGGUUUUUUUAAUGUAUCAUUGUAAGGUUUGUUUUGGUUGUUAAUAAAAUAAAUUAAAAUGUAAAAACGA
Molecule: messenger RNA, 761 nt
Organism: Onthophagus taurus
Lineage: Eukaryota; Metazoa; Arthropoda; Insecta; Coleoptera; Scarabaeidae
Product: troponin C
Cellular component (GO): myosin II complex
Molecular function (GO): calcium ion binding
Source: RefSeq, a predicted model, not a curated record